UUUCAAACAGUUCGGAUAAGAUUGGAUAAUGAAAAAACUUUUGAGUACUAUUAACAGUUACCUCAAAGUUUCGGACAGAACCGCCAAUAUUUCUAACUAUUGAAAAUGGGCCCAAUGGCAUUGUUUUAAUCCUCCAAUUCUCCAAUUUCUCUCGUCUCUCCCACCGCCCAACUUCUAACCCACUCCCCACUCUCACUCUCCCCGCUUGUGUGCAUCACCACCCUCGCCUCUCACCAUUUCUACUCCUCGAAUGUGAUAAAUUAAUUAAAAUAGGAGGGGAAACCAAGUUGGGAAUCGCCAUUUUGGUUAAAGAAAGGAAAGAGACGACCCGAGGAAUAGAAAAGAGAGAAAGAAGAACAGUGAAGGAAGGAAGAUGGGCUGAGGUAAUCGGAUCUGUUAAUUCUUGAAGCUGCUGUCUUUGAUGUGUUUUCUUGGGUUGUUUUCAGUUUUGGAUAAUUGAAUUGGUGCUAAAAGUAGUGAAUUGAUUUGGGUAGCUACCUUUGGGUUGAUCCGGGUUGGACAACUAGCUCGUCAGUAUAUGCACUUUGAUGCUUAGUUGAUGUCUAUUGCUCUAUUGAAUUUGAUUUUUUCUAAUUGAUGUUGACCCUGUGGGUAUUGAUGGGCUUGAGAUAGGUGAAGGGUAAUGGUGGUGAAGAUGUUUAAAUUUUGUUGCUAGUUUUAGUUUUUUUUUUUUUUGUUAUUAUUAUUAUUAUUUUUUUUUUUGGUUAAAGCUAGUUUUAGUUUUAAUUAAACAAGAAAGACAAUGGAUGUUAUGAUGAUGUUUCUGUUUUAUUUAUGAUGAUGUUUUUGUUAUGACAUGCUUGCUGAUUUUGUGCUUGAGACGGGGAAAGGGGAAUUGUACAGUGGAGUUCGGUCAAAAUUUGAGAGGGAAAAGGAAGGAAGUUUAAGGUGUGGGUUAGUCUGGGAGUUAGAACUGGGGUUUGGAGCUUUUGGGAGAAUGGGAACUAGGACUUAGUUUAGGACUGUUUCUUUGUUCUUGUGGAUUCAGGGAAGCAGCAGCUGAAGUGAAUGAUUUCAUGAUUUUUUUUUUGUUACAAAAAAAAAUAAAAAAAUAAAACCAGAAGUAAAAGUUAAAUAAGGCAGCCAUGUAAACAUGUAGGUUCUGCUAGGGAAGUAUGAUUGUUUUGCUGUGGAAUUCUUACAUUAUUGUUAAUCGACCUGUAGAUAGUGUACGAGGGUGACGAGCUUCCUUGCAAUACUUGUUACUGUGAUUGUUCAUCUUCCCUUCUCCAAACGAGGAUUAUUCAUCUUCCCAAGUGUGAUUCCGAACCUACUCCACUAGCUUAUUUGAAUAAAAGGCACCGUUCUUUUGGCAAGGGUUUUGGCCAUUUCUUGUUCUGGGUUCUGAUCUAUCUUUACCUGGUGACUGGGUGACUAGGACUUUGUCCUCUCUAAUGGAAUCCUUUGAAAAUCAUCAAAACCUUGAACGAGAUGAUGAGAAUAUCCAUCAAGCCGAUCCAUUGCUUCCCGACCCACAUCAAUACACCAUCACUGCGGUAGGGCCUUCCUCAGAGGCGGCAGCAGACCCACCUGCUCCAAGAUCUUCUCAGAAUUCUUCUGAUACUGUUCAUAUGUUUAAAGAAGAGCCAGCGGACAACGACAUUGAGGGUUCACUUUCAGUUGCGCUCACGCCGUCGCAGUCGGUGGUGGCUCCGCCUAAGAGGUCUACGAAGGACCGCCAUACUAAGGUAGAAGGCCGUGGCAGGAGAAUCCGUAUGCCUGCCACCUGUGCCGCCAGAAUCUUCCAAUUGACGCGGGAACUGGGCCAUAAGUCGGAUGGAGAGACUAUCCGGUGGCUCCUCGAGCGAGCGGAGCCAGCCAUCAUUGAAGCCACCGGAACGGGCACUAUACCGGCUAUCGCGGUUUCUGUUAAUGGAACUUUGAAAAUCCCCUCCAUGCCAAGUACACCGACGACCACCGCCGAAGGCGAGACCACCAAGAAAAGAAGAAACAGAACUUCAAGUAGCGAUAUCGAUGAAUUUAACAAUAACUCUAGUUUUGCCCCGGCGGCACCCCUUGCCCAAGGUCUGUUUCCGGUUUGGACAGUGGACGCGCAUUGUGGUGCUGGAAUGGUUUCCACGAGCGCGGUUCCUGGUGGUGCAUUUUUCAUGAUCCCACAAUCUGGGGCCACUAUUGCAGCUGAUGGGCCGUCUAAUCACCCUCAGUUGUGGGCCAUUCCGGCUGCUACCAUGCCGGUGUCUAACGUUUCUGGGAGGCCGGUGUCUAAUUUUGUGCCCGGAGUGCAGCCUGGAGCCACGUUGAAUUUUGCCACUGCGGCUACUAGUGGAGAUGGUAAAGUGGGUAUAGUGUCCAAUGAUGUUGAGAAUGGGGAAAGGAACCAUCCAGUUUCGCUGCAGGAUUCAGAUGACGUCAACUUUAGUGGUAACAGAGGGGCCACCACCUCAACAAGCACUCCGGGGACUCAAAUGAUAAGGGAAUUUUCAUUGGAGGUUUAUGAUAGGAGAGAACUUCAUCAAUUCAUGGUUGGUGCUUCUGCCACUGCUGCUGCCGCCAGUGGAGCCGGAAAUGGCCACUAGACUUCAUCAAAAGCCUGAACUUUUUAGUUAGAUGGAUAUGAAUUGUGGUAGUUAAGGGUGGUAGGAAUUUAGCUUUUGCUUAUUUUAAUUGCAGAGCAAAAUGCACAUUAUUAGACUUUAAGCAGUGGGUAGUUGUGUAGUUUGAAUCGAACCUCUUUGUGUUAGCAGUUUGCACAUUGUACUGAUUAGGUUCAAUCAGCUUGGGGAAGUAGCAAACGCCAAACAAGUGAUUGUUUCUAAUGCUAAAUUAGUAGUAGUUCAGUUGAUACUACCCUGUUCCCAUGACCAUGAUCAUCUAGUAAUAUUUCUCUUGUGUUAAUCUGAAAGUCUCCGGACUCACUGCAGAUAUGUAUAUACAGUUAUGGAC
Molecule: messenger RNA, 2925 nt
Organism: Oldenlandia corymbosa var. corymbosa
Lineage: Eukaryota; Viridiplantae; Streptophyta; Magnoliopsida; Gentianales; Rubiaceae
Source: the annotation of a GenBank genome assembly